Molecule: messenger RNA, 390 nt
Organism: Meloidogyne enterolobii
Lineage: Eukaryota; Metazoa; Nematoda; Chromadorea; Rhabditida; Meloidogynidae
Source: the annotation of a GenBank genome assembly
AUGUUAACUAAACAUUCCCUUUUUGGAAAUGAAAAUAAAAUGACAAUAACUAGUGGAUUUGAGCUUGAAUCAUUAAAUUCUCAACGUUUCUUUGCUUAUUCUAAAGGAUUUACAUCUAAUCAAAGCGAGGCUGAUCUAUAUUCAUCAUUAACAAACACUGUUUUACGAUAUCAAAUUCGUCUAAAACGUAAAAAUAAUGGUCUUUAUACAGCUACAGUUUCACUUCCACUUUUUUGUAUUUCUGUAAUGUCUUUUAUUUCUAUUUUUGUACAAUCUAUCCAACUUUCACUACUUUGGUUAUUUUUUUGUUUAGCACUUUUACAAUUACAAAACCUUAGAAUGUCAAAACUUCUUCCUCAAGAUUUUAAUUCCGAACCUUUUUGCAGUUAA